Molecule: messenger RNA, 2348 nt
Organism: Salarias fasciatus (jewelled blenny)
Lineage: Eukaryota; Metazoa; Chordata; Actinopteri; Blenniiformes; Blenniidae
Gene: cdk5rap1
Product: CDK5 regulatory subunit associated protein 1
Exons: 13
Coding region: 207-1958 (583 amino acids)
Biological process (GO): tRNA modification; negative regulation of cyclin-dependent protein serine/threonine kinase activity
Cellular component (GO): mitochondrion; cytosol
Molecular function (GO): 4 iron, 4 sulfur cluster binding; tRNA-2-methylthio-N(6)-dimethylallyladenosine(37) synthase activity
Source: RefSeq, a predicted model, not a curated record
UAUGAUACGAACAGCGAAGGGGAUAGAGGGAUUUCUCUUGACGUUCAUUCAUCUUUGUCCCCUCAUGCGGUUCCUGUUGUGUGACAUUUCUGCACUUCGCUGUUUGAUUCGAACUCAUUCAACACAGACUUUAUCCCCUCACAAAAUGUUUGUUCCUGGCCACUGGUGAAGUGUGUUAUCUGAAGUAAUCACAGGAGCAGGAAGUGAUGGAGCUCCUGAGGACUUUAACGCCACUGUUUACCGCCCAGAGGUUACCUGUCAGGUGUGUGCAGCUCAGAUUAAACUCCUCACAGAGGAGGAGAGAUGACUUCAGGGGACACAUGUCCUCUGGUCCCAACUUCCAGGACUUCAUCCGAGGACUUCCUCACUCUCAGAGAUCUGCAGAGGAACAUCUCACAGAGCCACAUGACUACCUGAGUGAAGAUCUGCACAUGGGGAACUCCAGGAAAGUAUAUUUCGAAACCUAUGGAUGUCAGAUGAAUGUCAGCGACACACAGAUCGCCUGGUCCAUCCUGCAGAAGAAGGGCUAUCAACGCACAGCUUCCUUAAAUGAGGCCGAUGUUGUUCUUCUGGUAACGUGCUCCAUAAGAGAAAAGGCUGAACAGACUAUUUGGAACCGCCUGCAGCAGCUCACGGCCAUGAAGAGGAAGCGAGUGAAGAGCCAGACGCCCAUGAAAAUCGGGAUCUUAGGCUGCAUGGCGGAGAGGCUGAAGACCGAGCUCCUGGAGCGGGAGAAGCUGGUGGACGUGCUCGCCGGGCCCGACGCGUACCGGGACCUCCCGCGCCUCCUGACGGUGGCCGACGGAGGCCAGCAGGCGAGCAACGUGCUGCUGUCGCUAGAGGAGACGUACGCCGACGUCAUGCCCGUGCACCACGCCCCCCGAGGAAACAGCGCCUUCGUCUCCAUCAUGCGAGGCUGCGACAACAUGUGCAGUUACUGCAUCGUCCCGUUCACUCGCGGCCGGGAGAGAAGUCGACCCGUCGGCUCGGUUCUGGAGGAGAUCCGAGUUCUCUCUGACCAGGGUGUGAAGGAGGUGACGCUGCUGGGUCAGAACGUGAACAGCUACCGGGACACGUCCCAGGAGAGCUUCUGCGACUCGGCGCCCACCAAGCUGAGCCGCGGCUUCAAGACCGUCUACCACUCGAAACGGGGCGGUCUGCGGUUCUCCGACCUGCUGGACCAGGUGUCGCGCAUCGACCCCGACAUGAGGAUCCGCUUCACCUCGCCUCACCCCAAAGAUUUUCCUGACGAGGUUCUGCAUCUGAUCGCGGAUCGGGCGAACAUCUGUAAGCAGAUCCACCUGCCCGCUCAGAGCGGAAGCAACCGGGUGCUGCAAGCAAUGCGUCGUGGAUACACCAGAGAGGCCUACCUGGACCUGGUCGACAACAUCAAGAAAAUCAUCCCAGAUGUGAGUCUGAGCAGCGACUUCAUCUCCGGUUUCUGUGGUGAAACGGAGGACGACCACCAGCAGACGCUCUCUCUGAUCCGAGCGGUGGGCUUCAACGUGGGAUUCCUCUUCGCCUACAGCAUGCGGAAGAAAACGCACGCCUUCCACCGGCUGAACGACGACGUGCCCGCCGAGGUGAAGCAGCGCCGCUUAGCCGAGUGCAUCGACGUCUUCAGAGAGGAAGCCCUGAAGGUCAACGCCGCGCUCGUCGGCAGCACGCAGCUCGUCCUGGUGGAGGGAGACAGUAAAAGAUCUGCCGAGGAUCUUUGUGGGCGGACCGACGGCAACAUGAAGGUGAUUUUCCCCAAAGAAGACGUUCCUGGUCGGAACGCCGAGUCCAGCAAGGCUCCCAUCAGCGCUGGAGACUACGUGCUGGUGCAGAUCUCUUCAGCCAGUUCCCAGAGCCUGAGAGGUCGAGCGCUCGGUCACAGCCGCCUGAGAGACGCCGUGCCCGGACUCAGACCUGGCGACCUCGUGACCCUGGGCACUGCCAUGACAGAAAACUCCUGAGAAAUGCUUGUUAUGUGAACCCUCCUCUUUUUAUUUAAAACUGUGCUGCUGUGAUGAGAAAUAAAAACAUUUAAUUUUGUGACUCUCAACAAAAUAUCACAAAUUUAUUGUAAUAUCAGCAUGAACGAUGUACACAUCGCCUCUUAAUAUAAGUCACAAGACUGGGCAAAUAUCUAUCAAAAAGCAGAACUUAAAGUCCACAAAAUACAGGAAGUCAUAAAAAUUUUAACUAAUGUUUGAUGGCUCCGAUUAUUCACUUCCUCUUGGUCACAGUUGAAAAAUCAGAACCACAACUACAAACGAAACAAAAACAAAAGUUAGCAAGCUGCCCUGUUUAUGAAAUGCUGCCGGUAGAAACUAAGACACAGACUUUAGAAUAUUAAUUAAAGA